GCGCCACCUCUCCACGCUCGCGGACCUGAAGACCAAGCGCGAGCUCCAAGUACAAUAACAUCUCUGAGGAGAAGGAAAAAUAUAUAAACAAAACUUAAACAAUACAGUGUUUUUUUUCUACUUAUUUUUUUUUUUUUGGUCAUUUUUUAAGUUCUUAUUAAAAUAAAAGUGAUCAUUUGUCGCCCCAGAAAUCAAGAAAGCUCAAAUUUAAGGUUAUUUUUGUACAAAAGGCUUCAGCGAGGAAACAAAACAGACAAAAUGGACAAAAAUGAUGAAGUGAAGAAGGAGGAAAGACAAGACAGUCCAAACGGAGACUUAAGUGAGGAAAAGAAGGGAAAUAAAAAAGAGAAACCUCCCCCAGAACCAAUGGUGGGACCGUUGGAAAUAUUUCGCUUUGCUGAUAGUCUGGAUAUUUUUCUGAUGUUGGUUGGAACCAUCAUGGCCAUGGCUAAUGGAGCGGUGCUUCCUGCUAUGGUUAUUGUAUUUGGAGACAUGACGAACAGCUUUGUGGACAACAGUAUUUUAGACGGCCUAAACGGUACUCUUCCAGAAAACUUCACCUGGCCAAUUUCAAAUGAAACUCUUGGUGAACAGAUGACAAGGCAUGCCAUUUACUACAGCAUCAUGGGAGGUAUAGUCCUUUUUGCAGCCUACAUGCAGGUGGCCUUCUGGACUCUGGCUGCAGGACGACAAGUGAAGAGGCUCAGAAAGCUGUUCUUUCACUCCAUCAUCAAACAGGACAUUGGCUGGUUUGACGUCAACGAGACAGGACAGCUCAAUACACGGCUCGCAGAUGACAUCUUAAAGAUAAAUGAAGGUAUUGGAGACAAGCUGGGCACAUUACUUCAGUCCAUCACUACCUUUUUAUCGGGCUUCAUCAUUGGCUUUAUCAAAGGCUGGAAGCUCACCCUUGUCAUCAUCUCCAUAAGUCCCCUACUAGGCAUCUCGGCUGCUGUCAUUACCAAGGUAAUGACCUCAUUCACUUCGAGGGAACAGACAUCAUACGCGAAAGCUGGUGCUGUAGCCGAAGAGGUGCUCUCUUCCAUCAGAACUGUAUUUGCCUUUGGAGGACAGAAAAAAGAAUUAAAGAGGUAUCAGAAAAAUCUGGAAGAUGCCAAGAAUGUUGGUAUAAAGAAAGCCAUUACAGUAAACAUUGCUGUGGGUUUCACAUACUUCAUGAUCUACAUGUCCUACGCGCUGUCCUUCUGGUAUGGCAGCACUUUGAUUUUCGCUGGAGAGUAUGACAUUGGAAACCUUCUGACCGUCUUUUUUGCUGUUGUGAUUGGAGCAUUUGGCCUUGGCCAGACCUCUCCUAACAUUCAAGCGUUCUCUAGUGCACGAGGGGCUGCUCACAAGGUUUUUACCAUCAUUGAACAUAAACCCAGCAUCAACAGUUUCUCAGAUGAAGGAUACAAACCUGACGUGGUCAAAGGAAACAUCGAGUUCAAAGACAUUCACUUCAGCUACCCCUCACGGCAGGAUGUGAAAGUUCUUCAUGGCAUGAAUCUGAAGAUCAGCAGUGGACAGACUAUUGCUCUCGUAGGCAGCAGCGGUUGUGGUAAAAGUACAACAGUCCAACUGAUUCAGCGCUUCUACGACCCCCAAGAAGGAGCAGUGAGUAUAGAUGGCCAUGACAUUCGCACACUGAACGUGCGCUGUCUGAGGGAGAUGAUUGGCGUUGUGAGUCAGGAGCCUGUACUUUUUGCCACCACAAUUGCGGAGAACAUUCGAUAUGGCCGUCAGGAUGUGACGCAGGAGGAGAUAGAGCAGGCCACGCGUGAGGCCAAUGCCUAUGAUUUCAUCAUGAAACUUCCUGAUAAAUUUGAGACUCUGGUUGGAGACAGAGGCACUCAGAUGAGCGGAGGACAGAAACAACGAAUUGCCAUCGCCCGUGCUCUUGUGCGCAAUCCUAAGAUCCUUCUGUUGGAUGAGGCAACAUCAGCUCUGGACACAGAAAGUGAGGCUAUUGUACAAGCAGCCCUGGAUAAGGUGAGACUUGGUAGGACGACUAUCAUAGUGGCCCACCGUUUGUCAACUAUCCGCAACGCCGAUGUAAUCGCUGGAUUUCAAAACGGGGAAGUCGCAGAAAUCGGCACACAUGAGGAACUGAUGGAGAAAAAGGGAGUCUACCACUCAUUGGUCACUAUGCAGACGUUUAAGAGCACAGAAGGCACAGAGAUGACCACAGAGGAGGAAGGGCUGGAUGAGAAGAGCCCGUCUGCCACUUCUAUGACGGAACGCACUCUCUACAGACAGAAAUCCAAGAGUUUUUCAGAGAAAGACCAGGAGGACACACACAAAGAUUCAGUACAAGAGGAAAAAGUCCCAGAAGUAUCAUUUUUUAAAGUACUGAGACUGAAUAAAAAAGAAUGGCCCUAUAUAGUGGUGGGCCUCAUCUGUGCUGUCAUCAAUGGAGGCCUGCAACCUGCUUUUGCUGUUAUCUUCUCCAAAAUCAUUGCUGUAUUUGCCGAGGUAGACGAGAACGUUAAAAGGGAAAGGGCGAAUCUCUUCUCAUUGCUGUUUGCUGUCAUAGGGGUGGUUUCCUUCGUCGCUCUUUUCUUACAGGGUUACUGUUUUGGUAAAGCUGGUGAGAUUCUAACCAUGAGACUGAGGUACAGAGCCUUUAAGUCCAUGAUGAGACAGGACCUGGGUUGGUAUGAUGACCCUAAGAAUAGUGUGGGAGCACUGACCACCAGGCUGGCCACAGACACUGCUCAAGUGCAGGGUGCAACAGGGCUGAGAUUGGCCACAUUGGCUCAGAACGUAGCCAACCUUGGCACCGCAAUCAUCAUUUCGUUUGUGUACGGCUGGCAGCUCACCCUCCUCAUCCUUUCCAUUGUACCCAUUAUGGCUGUAGCAGGGGCUAUCCAGAUGAAGUUAUUAGGAGGCCAUGCCACAAAGGACAAGAAGGAGUUAGAGCAAGCUGGAAAGAUCGCUACAGAAGCCAUCGAAAAUAUCCGCACGGUCGUGUCACUGACCAGAGAGAGGAAGUUUGAGACACUUUACCAGCAGAACCUAGUUGUACCAUACAAAAAUGCUCAGAAGAAAGCACAUAUAUUUGGCUUUACAUUCUCCUUCUCCCAAGCUAUGAUCUACUUCGCCUAUGCGGGCUGCUUCAAGUUCGGCUCGUGGCUCAUCGAGCAGAAAAUGAUGACAUUUGAAGGUGUUUUUCUCGUAAUAUCAGCUGUAAUAUAUGGAGCCAUGGCGAUGGGAGAAGCCAACUCCUUUACUCCAAACUACGCCAAGGCAAAGAUGUCAGCUUCUCAUAUCCUAAUGCUCAUCGGUCGAGUGCCAGCAAUCGACAACGACUCAGAGGAGGGAGAAAAGCCGGAUCACUUCGAAGGGAACGUACGUUUUCAGAAAGUGAUGUUUAGAUACCCGUCACGGCCAGAUGUGAAUGUACUGCAGGGUCUGCAGCUCCGGGUGAAGAAGGGUCAGACCCUCGCUCUGGUGGGGAGCAGCGGCUGUGGCAAAAGCACCACCAUUCAGCUGCUGGAAAGAUUUUAUGAUCCACUACAAGGCACAGUGAUGCUGGACGAUAAGGACACCAGACAGCUAAACAUCCACUGGCUGCGCUCUCAGAUAGGAAUCGUAUCCCAAGAGCCUGUGCUAUUUGACUGCAGCCUGGCCGAGAACAUCGCAUACGGAGAUAACAGCAGGCAGGUCACUCAGGAGGAGAUUGAACAAGCUGCCAAGGCAGCCAAUAUACACUCCUUCAUAGCAGGGCUUCCUCAGCAAUACCAGACUCAGGCAGGUGAUAAAGGCACUCAACUGUCAGGUGGACAGAAGCAGCGUAUCGCUAUCGCUAGAGCCAUCCUGCGCAACCCCAAACUGCUGCUACUGGACGAGGCUACGUCAGCUCUCGACACAGAAAGUGAAAAGAUCGUACAGGAGGCCUUGGAUAAGGCUCGUGAGGGUCGUACCUGCAUCAUAGUGGCUCACCGGCUGUCCACCAUCCAGAACGCUGAUGUUAUUGCCGUGUUUCAGAACGGCGUGGUGGUAGAGGAGGGCACGCACAAACACCUACUCAACCAGCAAGGAGUUUACUACACCCUCAUCAAUUCCCAAAUGGGUUACAGCAAAUAGGCAACAGCUUGUAAGUUUUCAGUCGCAAAGAACGACAUCGUUGAUCUUAACGUUUUAGACGAUCUGUUAAUAUCCAAGACAGGAUAUAGUCGUAUAUGAGAGUUCUGCGUAGAUGUUUUUCAACUGUAAUAGAUGUAGUAAAUGAAAAACCAGGGGAAAGAAUAGGCACUACUGAAGAUGUUAAUACUUUUAAAGUAACGUUUGUACACUGUAUAUUUACUCAGUUCUAACUUGGUUCGGAUUCGUAACGAGUUACAGUCUUUAAUGCAACUAACACCAUUUAUUGAAAAUAACAAUUUCGCCACAGUCAUAAUGAUGGGAACAGAUAUAGGAAUAAAAAGAAUCUUUGACUACUUUGUGUUUGGCAAAUAAUUAUGACUGAUAGAUAUUUAUACAAUUAAUAAAGCCUUAUUUAAAAAAAACAAAAAAACAACAGUUUUCAAGUAGAAAAAUACAAGAACUUGCAUUUCUGCGCUGAAGUUCAGUGAUGGCACUGUAUUGUGUUCUAUAUAGGGCACAAAUCAUUUUAUACUGGCUGUCUACUGUUUUGUCUUGAAAUAAAUUUCAUCACUUAUUUACA
Messenger RNA from Tachysurus vachellii, 4666 nucleotides. It is a transcript of the gene abcb4, whose product is annotated as ATP-binding cassette, sub-family B (MDR/TAP), member 4. Lineage: Eukaryota; Metazoa; Chordata; Actinopteri; Siluriformes; Bagridae. Gene Ontology annotation, molecular function: ATP hydrolysis activity; ABC-type transporter activity; ATP binding. Gene Ontology annotation, biological process: transmembrane transport. The record is from RefSeq and is a predicted model, not a curated record. The transcript is spliced from 27 exons. Bases 259 to 4086 code for a protein of 1275 amino acids. Gene Ontology annotation, cellular component: membrane.